CUGUAUGACACUACAUCAUGAGUGACAGUAAAAGUGAUGGUCAGUUUUACAGUGUGCAAGUGGCGGACUCAACUUUCACUGUCCUAAAACGUUACCAGCAAUUGAAACCGAUUGGCUCUGGAGCCCAAGGAAUUGUUUGGCGCCAUCAUUGCAGUGCCUUGCCAUUCAUUGGCAGGAUGAGGCCAGGCAGUGUCAUUAUCACACCAUGGAUUAACCAGGAAGGGAUGCUGUGUGAGGGGUUGGGCUGGCCGUCUCUUCUUUGGUGUCUCUCUUCAACUAUGUGUCCAGCCCAGGACGUCAGAACCAUUGGUCUGACCCUGAACCUUAGGCUCUUGCAUGGUAAGACAGUCAGCUGCUGCGACAUCACUGGCCAGACAAAGUGCUGCUUUUGAUACAGUUCUUGGGAUAAAUGUUGCUGUCAAGAAGUUAAGCCGUCCUUUCCAGAACCAAACGCAUGCAAAGAGAGCCUAUCGUGAACUUGUCCUCUUAAAGUGUGUCAAUCAUAAAAAUAUAAUUAGCUUGUUAAAUGUGUUCACACCACAAAAAACUCUAGAAGAAUUUCAAGAUGUGUACUUGGUUAUGGAAUUAAUGGAUAUAAACUUAUGCCAGGUUAUUCACAUGGAACUGGACCAUGAGAGAAUGUCAUACCUUCUCUAUCAGAUGCUCUGUGGCAUUAAGCAUCUGCAUUCAGCUGGUAUAAUUCACAGAGAUUUGAAGCCUAGCAACAUUGUAGUAAAAUCAGACUGUACUCUCAAGAUCCUCGACUUUGGCUUGGCAAGGACAGCCUGCACCAACUUUAUGAUGACUCCCUAUGUGGUGACUCGCUAUUACCGGGCUCCAGAAGUCAUCCUGGGCAUGGGCUACAAAGAGAAUGUGGACAUCUGGUCUGUCGGGUGCAUCAUGGCAGAAAUGGUCCUCCAUAAAGUCCUGUUCCCAGGAAGAGACUAUAUUGAUCAGUGGAAUAAAGUUAUUGAACAGCUAGGAACACCGUCUGCAGAGUUCAUGAAGAAACUUCAGCCAACCGUGAGGAAUUAUGUGGAAAAUAGACCAAAGUACCCUGGAAUCAAAUUUGAAGAGCUCUUUCCAGAUUGGAUAUUUCCAUCAGAAUCUGAGCGAGACAAAAUAAAAACAAGUCAAGCCAGAGAUCUGUUAUCGAAAAUGUUAGUGAUUGAUCCCGACAAGCGGAUCUCCGUGGAUGAAGCCUUGCGUCACCCAUAUAUUACUGUUUGGUAUGACCCUGCUGAAGCAGAAGCGCCACCACCUCAAAUUUAUGAUGCCCAGUUAGAAGAAAGAGAGCAUGCAAUUGAAGAAUGGAAAGAACUAAUUUAUAAAGAAGUGAUGGACUGGGAAGAAAGAAGCAAGAAUGGUGUAAAGGACCAGCCUUCAGAUGCAGCAGUAAGCAGCAAGGCCACCCCUUCACAGUCUUCAUCCAUCAAUGACAUCUCGUCCAUGUCCACUGAGCACACACUGGCCUCAGACACGGACAGCAGUCUCGAUGCCUCAACAGGACCCCUUGAAGGCUGUCGAUGAUACGUUGGAGACAGUGCGCUUGUCUGUGAAGGAACUCUCACUUCCAUGGUCCCGAAGCACAUGGGAGUUGAUGGACCCAGAUUGAAAAACUCCAUGUUCUGCAUGUAAGAAACACGAUGCCCCCACCCCUGCUCAGUUCAAUAGGAUUGCCUGCUUAGACUAUAAAGUGAGGCAGACUGUGUCUGAAGAAAAAGUACAAACCACACUGUUAGAGAUUUUGUUCAAGAUCAUUUCAGGUGAGCAAUUAGAAUAGAUGAAUUUCUUUUCCAAAUUGUGUGGUGUCCGUGGUGACAGCUCAUGUGUAACCGUGGGGACUCGUAUGCAUGUGACCACAAAUGCUUGCUUGAACUUACCAUGUAGCACUUUGGGAAUCAGUAUUUAAAUACCAAAUAAUCUUCCAGGUAGUUCUGCUUCUAGAAUAAUCUCUUAAUCCUCUUUAGUAAUUUGGUGUCUAUACACAAAAAAAAAUAGAUUUAUGUGUAUUAAUUGGCCACCGUCAUAUUAUCAUAUCUUACCCACUUUUAUGGUAUGAUUUAUUCUAUCUUUUGUAUUUCAGAAGGAAUAUAAUUAAAUUUAUUUAAUAAAUAAAAAUACAGCUUUUCUUAAAUUUGUGAUGUUUUGGGCUGAGAAUUACCGCUGCUAAAACCAAGUUCUUUAUAUAGACACUCUGUGUCCUUUAAACUGCUCAGUGUGGAAUAACUUUACAUACAGCUUUCUGCAUGACAAAAUUUCCAGUUGUAUUUCCUGCUACUUAAGGCAUACAUUACCUUGAAUCCUGCCCAUGCAUCUCCUUCUCCUUGGUCCUCUGGACAUGGAUUUAGAAUCCUCCAUAUCACAAAGCACCCAUCUCAAUAGAAUGCUGGUGGCAGAUUCCUGAACCCACUGUCUAGUGUUGGCAUAGAGCAGAAGUGGCCUCUCCCGAACAGCCACUGAACAGUGCCUCCCUCCCCAGAGCCCACCCAUUCUUUGUCCCCUCCCUUCAUUCAUGGAGAAAAGUGAUUGGCUCUUACAGCCUUCCUUCUGCAGCAUUCCCUCCUAACUGGUCUUUGUCACUGACAGAAGCCAGGGCCAACAAGAGCACGUGGUCUCUUAGGAGGUGGGGCUCAUCACUGUGCCUGUUUGCUGCUGCCAUUUUCCAUUUUGUGGAGGCAUUUCCUUUUCCUAAGGGAAGUCCAUGAAUGUUCUGGACACAUUCUUCAGAAGAGUAAGAAGAAAUAUCCUAGAGAGUAGCGAUUCACUCUUGACUGUUUUCUGAUUUAAAACUGCUCACCUGAAAUUGAUACUUUGAUAUUCUGAUCUGUAAAUGACUCAGGAUUUAGUAAAAUGCUGAGUGUUCCAUGCUGCAGAAAUGGAGUUGGUAUGGUCAUACCUUGGCUGCCUGUGCUCAGAGUGUGCUCUCCCUUGAGCUUAUUUUGUUAGCAAUUCAUAUCUUGUGUUCAAUUAUUUUGGGAGCUAUGGAGCGUGUUCCAGGAGGAAAUUUGCUAAGAACUUUUAUGGAAAGUACCAUUUGAUACAUGAUUCUGUCUGCACCAGUUGUAUCCUAAUGGUUGGUCUCAUCACUGGAACCUUUAAUGAACAAAAUUAAUCUUGAAAUAAGGACUAGUUUUCUAUCAUGUAUGGACACUUUAGGUACAAAGUGGAAAUGCUCAUGUGGGUGGAGGCAGAAACACCUGUUUAUGGCUUCAGGUUGUUUAGGCCCCGGAAACCUGAAGUCACAGGUAUGAAUUUUACCACCAUCAUAUGUAAACAUCUUACAGUGGUCUUCUCUCUGAUGCACAUUCUUUUAAAAGACUUCACUGAAAUGUCUUUAAGAGGGGAAAUACAGAAAGCAAGCUUGUAAGCUACAUUAUCUGCCCUACACUGUAAAGGGAGCAUGUUAUGAUGGAGGCUCAUCCAAGGUCCCACUGUCAGGAGGUGCCCCCAAGAGUGGCUUUCUGCUCUCCCCUUACCCUGCAUAUCCAAUGAGCCUGUUGUGGAUGGAGCCUGUGCUGGUAUGGACAGGGUCUCCUGCAAAGACCCUCUUCUAUCAGGCAAGUGCACCUAUGACUGGCCACAGAGCUCCAAAGAAAUACCUCACCCCAGUUUCAGGGUCCUCCCUCCUGAGCCUAGAUUUGUCAGGGUCCUGGGACAAUGCAAAUGGUUUCGAACUGACCUCUGUAGGCAAAUGCCGGAGUUGGAUGAAGAACUGAAAAAUGUGCUCAACUUUUUCAUCUUUUCUAUUUUAUUUUUGUAAUUUAUAUUGUACACACCCUGGAAGUCACUAUUUUGGACAUGUAUUUUUAUAAACCAGGUAAUUGAUGAUUAUCUGGAAUUUGCACUAGGUUAGUUUUUGUUGUUGUUGUUGUUGUUGGCUUAGUUUUCAACCAAAAGGGGAAUGACUGCUCCUUCCAGGUCUGGGUUUCCAUUUCAAGCACAGGUCUUGGAGGGCAGACAUGUCCAGCCAGGGUAGGAGAGCAGCCUCAGAACACAGGCUGCACAGUGCCUCACAGCUCUGGGCCUGCAGUCAGAACCAGGCUGUGCUCUAAUCUUUAGAACACAAAGCCCAGAGGCCUGGUGUUAGAAGGAGAAAGCCCUCCACAGGCCCUUGAUGAUAGCUAGGGCUUGCAUCUAAAACAAAAACACAGCACUGGCUUCAUCUGGGCUGAGUGAUGCGUGAGUCAUAAUAAUGGUUUGUCUGGUUACCUUCUGAUGGGACUCCUCUGGUGUCUCAUGCUGGUAGUAAAUACAGGUGUGACCUUUCAAAUUGCAUAUCUCAAAAGUAACAUUGCCUAAUGUUUUAUAAUAAAAUAUAUUAUGUGUGUUUUGAUUGGUGGAAAAUAAUACAAACUACAUUUUAAAAGAGAAAUGUACAGCAUGUCCAAUUCCUGUGUGUUUCAAAGUGACAAUUGACUGACUGUAUCUUUCCACAUCACCAUUUUGAUUACAAACUUAACACAAAUAGA
Messenger RNA from Cricetulus griseus (Chinese hamster), 4472 nucleotides. The record is from RefSeq and is a predicted model, not a curated record. NCBI's taxonomy places the organism in Eukaryota, Metazoa, Chordata, Mammalia, Rodentia, Cricetidae.